Messenger RNA from Thrips palmi, 2207 nucleotides. RefSeq names its product aspartate--tRNA ligase, mitochondrial (gene AspRS-m). The transcript has 12 exons. NCBI's taxonomy places the organism in Eukaryota, Metazoa, Arthropoda, Insecta, Thysanoptera, Thripidae. Gene Ontology annotation, cellular component: mitochondrion; cytoplasm. The record is from RefSeq and is a predicted model, not a curated record. Gene Ontology annotation, molecular function: aspartate-tRNA ligase activity; ATP binding; nucleic acid binding. Gene Ontology annotation, biological process: aspartyl-tRNA aminoacylation. Bases 147 to 2102 code for a protein of 651 amino acids.
GUGGAGUAUUUCCAGUUGAGCAGACGACGCCGCGGUGGCACAGUGAUUUAUGAAAAAUCUAGGCUUGUUUUCGAUUUGAAAUUCUUACUUACUCAUUUCCUUACUUAUUCGUUAUCCUGAGCAGUCUUGCUAGUUCUUAACCAAAUAUGGCUCUAAAUUUUGUCAGACGAAGCUCAAAACUUUUCUUAUUGGGGGCUGGAUCGUUAGGUAGGAAUGACACUCCAGGAAAAGUAAUGAGGUUAGCCAAAACAUGCCGAAGAGUGUGUUGCAGUCAUUCUACCUCAGCCUCGCUCACUUCUACAGAGUCUAAAAAGCCACAAGUUCCAGAUGAAGUGAGUUGUUAUGCAACCCGCUCGCAUACCUGUGGAGAACUUACACGCAAACACGUUGGAAACACUGUAUGCCUUAAAGGUUGGCUUCAUAGUAACCGAAGUAAAUUUUUAUUGUUAAGAGAUGCCUACGGAACUACUCAAAUUCUAUUGGAGGACCUGCCAGCCAAUUUUCAGAACACAUUGGAUUCUCUUACUUUAGAGAGUGUUAUCGAAAUCAGAGGAAUAGUUUCACUUCGUCCAGAGAAUCAAAUAAACAGAAAAAUGAAAACAGGAGAAAUUGAAGUUGUAGCGACCCAUUUAGGAAUCCUUGGGCCAGCCCCCCAGCAAAUGCCAUUUCCUGUUAAAGAUAUAAGAAAAAUGCCUUCUGACCAUCUACGAAUGAAAUAUAGGUAUUUGUACCUACGUUAUCCUCACAUGCAGGAGACUCUAAGGAUACGCUCACAACUCAUACACGGCAUGCGGGACUUUCUCAUCCAAAGAGACUUUGUGGAUGUCGAAACACCUACUUUAUUUCGGAAAACACCAGGGGGUGCUCAGGAGUUUAUUGUGCCCACUCAAAUUCCAGGACAGUUUUAUUCCUUGGUCCAGUCUCCUCAACAGUUCAAGCAAUUAUUAAUGGUUGGAGGCCUUGACCGCUACUUCCAAAUUGCUCGGUGUUACAGGGAUGAAACAGUCCGUUAUGAUCGUCAGCCAGAGUUUACUCAACUUGAUAUUGAGCUCUCCUUUGUUGAUCGAGAGGGUAUUAUUUCAUUGAUUGAAGAGCUUAUUAAAACUUGCUGGCCAUCAGAGCGGGAAAGACCAUCAAUUCCUAUUCCUCGAAUGACCUUCCAUGAUGCCAUGGAAAACUAUGGCUCUGACAAGCCUGAUCUUCGAUUUGAUGUCAAGAUUCAGAAUGUUACUCACCUGGUGCAGCCACAGACUAUAGGCUCCCUUGUGAAACAGGAUUCAUCAGAGAAUUUGUCAGCCAAGAUCAUGGUGUUCCGUGGGGCAGCGGGUGCGUGCAAAAAGGAUGAACUGAAUGAACUUAAAAGGCUUGUUGAAAGUGGUGUGCAUACUGCAAGAUUGCACUUAGUUCCAGUUAAAAAUAUAAAGGAUCUCAAGUCUACUUUUCGGAAUGAAUUGUCAUCCGAAGAAAUUGAUAAUAUUGUGGAAGCAAAUAAUGUGGUGCCUAAAGACCUCUUAGUUCUGUGUUUAGGACCUGAUCCUGAAGUGCUGAAAGUACUUGGCAUGACUCGCACCCUUAUUGCUGAUGCCUUAGAAGCUAAUGGUUUCUCUGUGCGGGAACAGCAUCAUAGAUUUUUGUGGGUAGUAGACUUCCCAUUAUUUGAAAAAGGUGAUGACGGAUCUUUACAAUCUGCACACCAUCCUUUCACCCAACCACAUCCUGAUGAUAUGCACUUGUUGGAUACUGAACCACUCAAAGUGCGAGGCCUGCACUAUGACUUGGUUCUGAAUGGGUCUGAGAUUGGUGGUGGUUCAAUACGUAUCUCUGAUUCGGUUCUUCAAAAGCAUGUUCUGCAUGAUUUAUUAAAGGUCGACACUAGUGCCCUGCAACAUUUAAUAGAUGCACUUUCUUUUGGUUGCCCUCCUCAUGGUGGCAUUGCUUUAGGUCUAGACCGCCUUGUAUCUAUCAUAUGUGGAGUGAAGUCUAUCAGAGAAGUUAUUGCUUUCCCCAAAGCAUUGGAGGGAAAGGACCCAAUGUCUGGGGCUCCAGCAGCACUCACAAAGGAAGAUGCUAUGAAGUACAGGUUACCAUUUAUUUCUCACUAGAACAAGGAUUAAUAAAAGUACCAUGUUAUGGUCCCAUUAUUUUAUGUCAUUUGUCAUCUAUGUUAAUCACUCAUUUUUGUUGACAAUAAAUUUUGAAGAAAUACA